UAAGCUAGCGCGCUCUGGCGCGAAUUCAGUAUAUUACUAAACACGAAAGCGAAAGUACGGAGAAGUUGAGUGGUGAAUACCUCUCGAGUUAUUACGUGAUACAUUAUUGUUAUUGUGAAAGGAAGUUAUUAAAGACAAUCUACGAAAAAUGCCAGCAGUAGGAAUUGAUCUUGGAACGACUUACUCCUGUGUGGGAGUUUACCAGCACGGGAAUGUGGAGAUCAUCGCGAACGACCAGGGCAACCGGACCACACCAUCGUACGUCGCGUUCACGGACACCGAGCGACUGAUCGGCGACGCCGCGAAGAACCAAGUCGCGCUCAACCCCAACAACACGGUGUUCGACGCCAAGCGACUCAUCGGACGCAAGUUCGACGACCCGAAGAUACAGGCGGACAUGAAGCACUGGCCGUUUAAAGUGAUCAGCGACUGUGGCAAGCCAAAGAUCCAGGUCGAGUUCAAAGGCGAGACGAAGAGGUUCGCGCCGGAGGAGAUCAGCAGCAUGGUGUUGACGAAGAUGAAGGAGACGGCCGAGGCGUACUUGGGCACGACAGUGCGGGACGCCGUCAUCACGGUCCCGGCUUACUUCAACGACUCGCAGCGCCAAGCCACCAAGGACGCGGGCGCCAUCGCCGGCCUCAACGUGCUGCGGAUCAUCAACGAGCCCACCGCCGCCGCGCUCGCGUACGGCUUGGACAAGAACUUGAAGGGCGAGCGCAACGUGUUGAUCUUCGAUCUCGGCGGCGGCACUUUCGACGUGUCCAUCCUCACCAUCGACGAGGGCUCGCUGUUCGAGGUGAAGGCGACGGCCGGCGACACGCAUCUCGGAGGCGAGGACUUCGACAAUAGGCUAGUGAAACAUCUCGCGGACGAGUUCAAGCGCAAGUACAAGAAGGAUCUGCGCGGCAACACCCGCGCGCUGCGCCGCCUGCGGACGGCCGCCGAGCGCGCCAAGCGCACCCUCUCGUCCAGCACCGAGGCGUCGAUAGAGAUCGACGCGCUGUACGAGGGCAUCGACUACUACACGCGCAUCUCCCGCGCGCGCUUCGAAGAGCUCAACUCCGAUCUGUUCCGCGGCACGCUGGAGCCGGUCGAGAAGGCGCUGCGCGACGCUAAACUGGACAAGAGCCAGAUCCACGACGUCGUGCUCGUCGGGGGCUCGACUCGCAUACCGAAGAUCCAGAGCCUUCUGCAGAACUUCUUCGGCGGCAAGCAGCUGAAUCUCUCCAUCAACCCCGACGAGGCGGUGGCGUACGGAGCGGCGGUGCAGGCGGCCAUCCUCAGCGGAUCCAACGACUCCAGGAUCCAGGACGUGUUGCUGGUCGACGUGUCGCCUUUGUCUCUGGGCAUCGAGACGGCCGGCGGCGUCAUGACCAAAAUCAUCGAACGCAACUCUAAGAUCCCGACCAAGCAGUCUCAGACCUUCACGACGUACUCGGACAACCAGCCGGCGGUCACCAUCCAGGUGUACGAGGGCGAGCGCGCCAUGACGAAGGACAACAACUUGCUGGGCACGUUCGACCUGACCGGCAUCCCGCCCGCGCCCAGAGGGGUGCCCAAGAUCGACGUCACCUUCGACAUCGACGCUAACGGCAUCCUGAACGUGUCUGCCAAGGAGAACAGCACCGGACGGAGCAAGAACAUCGUCAUCAAGAACGACAGAGGCAGACUGUCGCAGGCGGACAUCGACAGAAUGCUCGCCGAGGCCGAGCGCUACAAGGACGAAGACGAGAAGCAGAGGAAGAGGGUAUCGGCGAGAAACCAACUUGAGGCCUAUGUAUUCAGCGUGAAGCAAGCCUUGGACGACGCGGGAGACAAGCUGAGCGAGCAGGACAAGAACACGGCUCGCAGCGAGUGCGAGGAGGCGCUGAGAUGGCUGGACAACAACUCUCUGGCCGAGGUGGAGGAGUACGAGCAUAAGCUGAAGGAGGUGCAGAGAGCGUGCUCGCCGGUGAUGACCAAGAUGCACGGCGGCGGCGCGGGCGGCAACCAAGGAGGCAUGCCCGGGGGUAUGUCUGGAGGCAUGGGAGGAAUGCCCGGAGGCAUGGGAGGAAUGCCCGGAGGCAUGGGAGGAAUGGGUGGAAUGCCCGGAGGCAUGGGUGGCAUGCCUGGAUACCAAAGCAGAAAUGAUGGCCCCACCAUUGAAGAAGUGGACUAAACCUCUUUAGAUGUAAUAGGAUUUUCAAAUUGAUUUUGUAAAUAUUGUACAAAGACUGAUUUAUUUUAAGUAAUUUAUGUUUAAUAAAUAAGUAUGAGUUCCUCUUUAAAA
Molecule: messenger RNA, 2269 nt
Organism: Cydia amplana
Lineage: Eukaryota; Metazoa; Arthropoda; Insecta; Lepidoptera; Tortricidae
Product: heat shock protein 68-like
Exons: 1
Coding region: 149-2158 (669 amino acids)
Cellular component (GO): cytosol; plasma membrane; nucleus
Molecular function (GO): ATP binding; ATP-dependent protein folding chaperone
Source: RefSeq, a predicted model, not a curated record